AUGGAGUUGGAGGGUUUACUUUCGUCCAAUGGGUGCGUGAUGUUUGCACCCAAAGAAUGGACGACCUACAUAAUUUCUUCAAAAAGAAAGAUUCUUGUUGGGCCUUCGCUGCUGCUGCAGCAUGGGAUUAAAAAAGGAGAGUUGCUGAAUUUAUCAGCACAGCAGUUACUAGAUUGCGCAGAUACUAGUUUCUUACAUGGCGAUAGCGAAGAAGGUGGAAACAUGUUUGCAGCAUUCAGCUAUAUGCUGAAAAAUGGAGGGCUUGCUAGGUGGGAGAUCUACCCAUACAAAAUGCGGAAGGGCCGCUGCAAUGGUCAACUCGCAAGGCAGCAAGCCGCGCAAAUCGAUUCGUUUCACAUCGAAAACUAUGUAAUUGAGAAUAGAUUAAGAGCACUAAUUGACAAGCAGCCUGUUGUGGCUCAAGUCUUAGCGAAUCGCUCAUUUGCCGACUAUGAUGGAAGAUUCUUUGCUGGAUAUCCUACUGAAACUACUAAUCAUGAAGUAUUAAUAAUUGGAUAUGGAACGGACCCGGAACAUAGAGAUUUUUGGAUGAUAAAAAAUUCCUAG
This is a messenger RNA of Ananas comosus (pineapple), 567 nucleotides long. Its product is annotated as low-temperature-induced cysteine proteinase-like. Gene Ontology annotation, molecular function: cysteine-type endopeptidase activity. The record is from RefSeq and is a predicted model, not a curated record. The transcript is spliced from 2 exons. Bases 1 to 567 code for a protein of 188 amino acids. Gene Ontology annotation, cellular component: lysosome. NCBI's taxonomy places the organism in Eukaryota, Viridiplantae, Streptophyta, Magnoliopsida, Poales, Bromeliaceae.